AUGGCACCGGCUCGUCGACGCGCUCCGGCGCGGAACGGAGUCUCUGCUAAGAGCCCUGAUGUCGCAGAGACAGCGACCCCCGAAUCAAACGCCGAGGUCAGCCUGCCGCGCAGAGCGGCCGCACCUCGAAAACAACAACAAGCGGCUAGCCGUGGCCGCGGCAAGAAGGCUGCCGACCCAGAAUCUGAGGCCGAAGAGCAGGACGAUGAGGACGAGGACGUGAUCGAUGCGCAGGAGGCAGACGAUGACCAGGACGAGGCGCGGCCACACACUGCGCGGACAGCAGCAGGGACGCAAGCCGAGGGUCCGCGGGUGCGCCUUCGCUUCAACGAGCCUCUCUCAUGGCGGCCAGGAAAGCCCAUCCCGACCGAAGAGCUGAUCCGGCGUCUCGAGACACUGAGUCGUGAGCUGACGGACCUCGACCAGGAGACGUUUGACACCGAGUCGCUGGCCAAGACUGCCAAAGAGCUCGCAAGCCAUAACCUCCUCAACCACAAGGACAAGGGCGUCAAGGCCUUUGCCGCCGCCUGCCUCGUCGACAUUCUCUGCCUCUGCGCCCCCAACGCACCUUUCACCCAGACCCAGCUGAAGGACGUCUUUGGCCUCUUCAUCACUUCCAUCUUGCCCGCUCUACAGGAUCCCUCCAACACCUAUGAUGCCCAGCAUAAGUAUGUUCUGCAUUCGCUGGCUGAGGUCCGCAGCAUCGUCCUCCUCAACGACCUUGACAGCAGCGACGCGCUGCAGCUUCAGCUGUUUUCGUCUCUCUUCGACGCCAUCUCGGCCCCCAAAAAUGUGUCCGGCGGUCGCCUGCCCACCGACGUCGAGCACGACAUCAGCGACGUGCUCAUCAGCCUGAUCGAGGAGGGCCCCAACGUGCCUCCCAAGGUCGUCGAUGUCAUCAUGGCCCAGUUCCUCCGUGCCGCCGCUCCGGGCGCCCUGCGCGACAAGGGUGUCCCCGACAAGGAUGAGCUCGAUCGCUAUCAGUCGACCUUGCUUCUCAAGGAGGAACCCCCUGCCUACCAGAUGGCCAAGCUCAUCUGCCAGACGUGUGCGGACAAGAUGACCCGCUCCGUUGCCCAGUACUUCAGUGACGUGAUCAUCGACUUUUCCGGCGUCGGCGGCAACGCCGCCGGCAACGGAAAGGGUCCGGCUGGGCACAAGGGUGAAAAGGGUUCUGACGAUGAAGAGGAGGACGAGGGCCUGAACGGGCCGUCCGAGUCCGACCUGCGGGAAAUGAAAAAGGCACACUUGCUGCUGCGCGAGCUCUGGAGAGCCGCCCCGCAGGUGCUCAGCAAUGUCGUGCCCCAGCUCGAGGCCGAGCUUUCGGCAGACAACGUCUACCUCCGGAAACUGGCGUCGGAGACGCUCGGAGACAUGAUUGCAGGUAUUGGUGCUGCUGGUCCACCGCCACUACCGGCCCUGGACCCUGCAGCGUACCCGCCCCUCAGAUUGACCGACGAGCUUGCUACUCAGGCCACCGACAGUGUUUUGACGACGCCGACCUCGCCCCAUUCCUUUGCCCAGACACACCCCCACGUGUACCAGAGCUUCAUCAACCGGAAGAACGACAAGUCUGCCCUGAUCCGCACUGCCUGGGUGACUGCUGCUGGCUAUAUUCUGUCCACGUCUGCGGGCGGCAUCGGCCUCAGCCGUGAGGAGGAGACCGUCCUUGUCCUUGGCCUUGGCGACAAGCUCACCGACAGUGACGAAAAGGUCCGCCUGGCCUCCGUCAAGGCUAUUGAGGCGUUCAACUUCCGCGAUGUCAUCACCAAGCUCGCCCCCCACGGCGGCGUCUCCAAGCAGGGGUCGGUGCUGUCCAACCUGGCCGACCGCUGCCGUGACCGGAAAUCACACGUUCGCAUCGAGGCCAUGGCACUGCUCGGCAAGCUGUGGGCUGCAGCAACGGGCGAGCUGGCUGCAGGUGAUGAGGCCGUGAUUGCUGCCCUCGGUGGAGUCCCCACGCGCAUCUUCAGCACUAUUUAUGCCAACGACCUGGAGCUGAACCUGCUUGUGGAUCGCAUUGCCUACGAGUACCUCGUGCCUCUCUCGUACCCUGCCGUCAAGAAGGCCCAAAAGGCCACCAACGGACGCGGCAGCCAGCAACAAAAGUCUGCCGCUGGCGGUGGCAUCGAUGCCGACGCCGUCCGCGCCGAGCGCAUCCUGCUCCUGGUACGCUCUCUGGAUGUGAGCUCCAAGCGUGCCUUCUUCUCUCUCCAGAGCCGGCAGCCUCAGUUCUCGAGCAUCGUGGAAGGCUUCCUCAAGCAGUGUGAGGCCUACAACGGUGGUGUCGGCGAGGAUGGCAAGAGAGCCGCGCCCAGCCUGGAAAAGAGCAUCCAGUACCUAUCGCAGUUCUUCCCCGACGCCGCCAAGGUUCGCGCUGAUCUGCAGCGGUUCGCCAAGCUCAACGACCGCCGCAGCUACCAACUUGUGCGCUUUGUCAUUGGUCCUGAGCACGAUUUCACGACCAUGUACCGCGCCAUGAAGGAGCUUGUGAAGAAGGUGCAGGGCACCAAUUCGAGCACCAUUCUGGACACGCUGCUUCCUCUGCUGUACCGUUCCGGCUGCAUCAUGUUCAACCGCAGCCACCUGACCACCAUCAUGGAGUACUCCAAGGCCGGCCACGAGGACAUGGCCGCGACCGCCAAUGAGAUGCUCAAGGAGGUGUCGCAGCGGAACCCGGGUCUGUUCAAGACCACCAUUGGCGAGCUGUGCAAGGAGCUGGCGACGCACGCACCCACGGAGACACGCGAAAACGACCCCAUUAUUAUUGAUUCACUCAAAGCGUGCUCGUCCUAUGCCGCCAAGUACCCGCAGGAGGUUCCCCGCGACCGCAAAUUUGUGCAGGCCUGGAUCAGCUUCGCUGUCUUCGGACGACCGGAAAAGGCUGCCAAAUAUGCAGUCAGCAUCUUGUUGUCCACCAAGGACGAGAAGAGCAUGGUGAGCGCAACUGAGCUGGCCCGAAAGGUGACCAAGGACUUUAAGUUCGAGUCACCGCGGUUCCUUAACAAGCUCGUCACGGUCAGCCAGCUGGCCCGGUUCGUGCCGAGCGUGAUUGCCGAUGCUGAAGACGAUCUGCGGAAGCAAGCUAUGGACAUCCUCCGCACCGUCCGCAGCCCGUCUUCGGCCAGCGACCCGGACUGGGUUGACGAUGCGGACCUCGACGACGAGGGCAAGGCCAAGGUGCAGUGCCUCAAGUUCCUGGUGCAACAGCUCCUUGGCACGAAGGACAUUGACGAGGCCAAGAAGGACGGCAAGAACAUUAUCCGCUUCCUGGUCAAGUUCAUUGUCCAGGACGGCGAGGUCACCAAGAGCAAAGACACGCCCAGACACCACUGCUCGCGGCUCCGGCUCGCUGCGGCACAGGCCAUCCUCAAGAUCUGCGCCAGCCGGCAAUUCGACGAGAUCCUCUCGCCCUCCGACUUCAACACACUGGCACUCGUCACACAAGACCAGCAGCCCCAGGUGCGUCGCGGUUUCAUCGAGAAGCUGCAAAAAUACUUGGUGCUUGGCAAGCUGCGCCCCCGGUUCUACACCAUUGUGUUCCUGGCCGCCUUUGAACCUGUCACCGAGUUCCGGAACCAGAUCGAGACGUGGAUCCGCUCGCGGACCCGCUACUUCCAGGAGGCCAAGCAGAACGUCCUUGAGGGCGUCAUUGCGCGCCUCAUCUCGUUGCUCGCCCAUCAUCCCGACUACAGCGCCGAGGCCGACGAUCUUGUUGACCAUGCGCGCUACAUCAUUUUCUUCCUGAACAACGUCGCGACAGAAUCGAGCCUCGGCCUGAUCACAAAAUAUGCCGAGCGCGUCAAACAGACGCUUGAUGGCAUCAACGCGGAGAACAGCGAGAACCUGUACGUUCUUUCGGAUCUUACACAGGCGACCAUCCGCAAGUUCCAGCAGCGCAGGGGCUGGAUCUUCGAGUCCUACGCGGACAAGGUCGGUGUGCCCCAGGGCCUCUACUCGCCACUGCCAUCGCACGAUGUGGCGCUGGAGAUUGCUCGCAAGCAGUACAUCCCCGAAGGCGUUGAGGACCGAUUGGACGACCUCCUCAAGGCAGCCGAGCGGAAGAAGAAGCGCAAGUCGGGAGACGACUACCACCUGCAGCACGACGUCGCACAGAACGCCGCCAAGCGAGCCAAGACAUCGUCCGCGUCCCGGCCAUCGGGCCCGCCUCGGUCGACGUCCAACAGCAAGGCCGUCUCCUCGGGUGCUGCUCCGUCGUCGUCGAGAAAGAGCGCCUCCGCUUCCAAGCCCAAGUCGAGCGGUGCCACCAAGCGCGUCGCGAAGCCCUCUCGGGCCAUCAAAUCCUCGUCUCCGGUCCGGAUUCCCGACUCCGAACGGCGUCGUAGUGGACGCUCGGCUGUGGCCCAGACCUCGUACAUGGAGCGGGAUUCGGAUGAGGACGAUGAGGAGAUGCUUGACGGUGUGGCCGAAUGGCAGUAUCUUGACAGCGAAGACGAAGAGGCCGGUACCAGUGCCACAAGGGCGCGGGACAGCGGCGGUCGGAGGCGGCAGAGCAAAUCUGGCGGCGGCAGGGCCAGCAGCGGUGGCGACAGUGGUAUGUGGGGCCGCUCGCUCCGGCAAGCAGUGACCGAUUCAGAAGCGGAGGGUGGUGAUGACGGUGCCGAGAGCGAGUAG
Messenger RNA from Sporothrix brasiliensis 5110, 4635 nucleotides. RefSeq names its product sister chromatid cohesion protein PDS5. Lineage: Eukaryota; Fungi; Ascomycota; Sordariomycetes; Ophiostomatales; Ophiostomataceae. Gene Ontology annotation, biological process: DNA repair; mitotic sister chromatid cohesion. The transcript has 3 exons. The record is from RefSeq and is a predicted model, not a curated record. Bases 1 to 4635 code for a protein of 1544 amino acids. Gene Ontology annotation, cellular component: chromatin; nucleus.